Tauraco erythrolophus (red-crested turaco) is the source of this 655-nucleotide messenger RNA. Lineage: Eukaryota; Metazoa; Chordata; Aves; Musophagiformes; Musophagidae. The record is from RefSeq and is a predicted model, not a curated record.
CAAGAACUUAAGGCUGCUGCAGACAGUGUCUUAUCUGAAGUACGGAAGAAACAAGCAGACACAAAGAGGAUGGUGGACGUCCUGUGUGCGUUAGAAAAGCUCCGGAAACUGAGAAAAGAGGCUGCUGGCAGAAAAGGUGUUUGUCCUCCCCCCUCAGCAGAUGAAGCAUUUGAAAACCAGGUGGAGAGUCUCAAAACGUUGCUCAAAAAUCGCACAGAGCUGUAUGAAGCUGAGGAGAGAGCGUUGAGAGUUAUGUUGGAGGGAGAACAGGAGGAAGAAAGGAAGAGAGAGAUGGAAAAGAAACAGAAGAAGGAAAGGGAAAAACUACUACAGCAGAAACUGGAAAUUGAUUCCAAACUGUUUGGGGAUCCAGAUGAAUUUCCUCUAGCCCACCUAUUGCAGCCCUUCAGAGAGUAUUACUUACAAGCUGAGCAUUCUGUAGCAGCUCUAAUCCAAAUCAGGCACGAAUGGGAUCAGUACUUGGUGCCAGCUGAUCACCCUGAAGGAAGCUGCAUCCCUCCAGGAUGGGUUCUUCCAAGUCACCCCACAAAUGACACUUGGGCCACAGCUGUCAGAUAAUUUAGUAAUAAAUUAUUUCAACAUCGAAGGAAUGUUUCGUUAUAAUCGCGAGUGUGAACAUGAGAGGGUCUGACAA